AUGCCCGAUCCACAAUCUCAAUAUACGCUCACGGAGGAGCAAAAGCAGCACUGGCUUGAUUAUGGUUUUAUAAAAGUCCCUCGGUGCUUCACUCGCGAAGCAGCCGCAGAGUUCACCUCCUCAGUUUGGACUCGCCUGGGCGUCUCACCAGAUGACAAAACUACAUGGACGCAGGAGAAGGUGAACAUGCCCGGUCACACGAUGAUCAGCGUGGAAAGUUUUGCGCCCAAAGCUUGGCAUGCCAUCUGUGAGCUCGUUGGUGGAGCGGAUCGGGUAGCUGACUGGUGCAAAGACUGGAAAGAUGGUUGGAUUGUGAAUAUGGGGAAGCCGGAAUAUAACCCGGAAGAUGCGUUAGAUCUUCGAUCUUUGAAUGACUGGCACAAUGAUGGCGACUGGUUUGUUCAUUUCCUGGAUAGCCCCGAGCAGGCAUUAUUGGUUAUUCCAUUGUUCAGUGAUAUUAAGUCUAAGGGUGGUGGGACGGCGAUUUGCACCGAAGGCAUUGGACUGGUUGCCCAAUAUCUGUAUGACCACCCCGAGGGGACGUGGCCGUCCCUCGCCUCUCAUAAUGUCCCAAAUACUCCCAGCGAAGGACCAAACCUCUGGACUGAAUGGGCACAUUCUUCAACGCAUACAAAAAAUGAUUCCUUUCACGAAGUUACUGGGGAAGUGGGGGAUGUCUUUCUUCUCCAUCCAUUUAUGCUACACUCUGCUUCUCGGAACCUCCGACGUGACGUUCGCAUUAUUACCAACCCACCAGUGGCCCUCAAAGAGCCCUUCAAUUUCAACCGUGUGGAUGGUCAGUAUAGUCUGAUUGAGCAAAAGACUUUGAGGGAUUUGGGUAGGCCCGAGGGUCUACCUGAAUGGAAAAUCACGGGCUCGAGGGAGCUGAUCACUCCACGCCGUAUAGAGAGACAAUCACGGAUGGCUCUUGAGGAACUGGAACGGGUGAAACUGUCAGGCGAACCUAUCACCAAGCUGGCUGGCGCUAAACAUGUGGAGUACUACCCGUCAUGA
Molecule: messenger RNA, 1014 nt
Organism: Penicillium canescens
Lineage: Eukaryota; Fungi; Ascomycota; Eurotiomycetes; Eurotiales; Aspergillaceae
Exons: 3
Coding region: 1-1014 (337 amino acids)
Source: RefSeq, a predicted model, not a curated record